Molecule: messenger RNA, 3468 nt
Organism: Scophthalmus maximus (turbot)
Lineage: Eukaryota; Metazoa; Chordata; Actinopteri; Pleuronectiformes; Scophthalmidae
Gene: mlpha
Product: melanophilin a
Exons: 17
Coding region: 900-2600 (566 amino acids)
Biological process (GO): intracellular protein transport
Cellular component (GO): cortical actin cytoskeleton
Molecular function (GO): actin binding; myosin binding; small GTPase binding
Source: RefSeq, a predicted model, not a curated record
GGGACUGGUGCAUGCUGGGAAACAGGCGAGGAAGACGACGAGGUCGACGUGGAGCUGGUCCAGAGUACAGAGUGUCGUUAGUCCCACAGAUAACGAGGUGACACGGGACGUCCCACAUGUCUGUAAUUGAACAUUUGACACCCUGAUCAACCUCUGUGACCUCUGUGACCUCACAACAGCUGAGUCACGUUCUGGUGAUGUGGACGAACAUCACUCUGUCCUUCAGCACCUGAACACAACAACCAGUCAGAGGGUCACGUUGCAGUUCAAUAUACAGCUUCAACGGGACAGUGAACGCCACGCAGCUUCAACGGGACAGUGAACGCCACGCAGCUUCAAACGGGACGGUGAACGCCACGCAGCUUCAAACAGGACAGUGAACUCCACGCAGCUUCAAACAGGACAGUGAACGCAACGCAGCUUCAACGGGACAGUGAACGCCACGCAGCUUCACACAGGACAGUGAACGCCACGCAGCUUCAAACAGGACAGUGAACGCCACGCAGAUUCAACGAGACAGUGAACGCCACACAGCUUCAAAAAGGACAGUGAACGCAAACCCGCUUCAACUGGACAGUGAAGGCCACGCCGCUUCAAACAGGACAGUGAACGCCACGCAGCUUCAACGGGACCGUUAACGCAACACCGCUUCAACGGGACAAUGAACUCCACGCAGCUUCAAACGGGACAGUGAACGCCACGCAGCUUCAAACGGGACAGUGAACGCCACGGAGCUUCUAGUAGUGCUCUAGUACACGGCACCUUCCUGUAGCCACAGUCAGUAACUACAAGUACUACAUGGCGUCGUCAUGUGAUCAGCUGACUGUCUCAGUUUAAACGCAGAGUCUCAUCACUUCUGCCCGACGACACGAAGAAACCAGGUUGUUGAUCUCAGCGUCAUGGAGCGAAAGUUGGAUCUGUCUCGUCUGACGGACGACGAAGCCAAACACGUGUGGGAGGUGAUUCAACGAGACUUUAACCUCCGCAAGAACGAGGAGGAGAGACUUGGGGAGCUGAAGACCCAGAUCCAGAAGGAGGACACUAAGCGCGAGCUGCUUGGUUCUCAGAGUCAAGUGUCCGACUCGUUGUGUAUUCGUUGUCUUCAGCCGUUCAAGUUCCUGGUAAACAGUAAGCGUCAGUGUCUCGACUGUCACAUGUUCACCUGUAAGUCCUGCAGCCGCUACAACAAGAAGGAGCACGGCUGGGUGUGUGACAACUGCCGCAUGACCAGGGUGUUGAAGAUCGGCACCGUGGGCUGGUACCAUGACAACGUCAGGAACAGAUUCAAACGCUUCGGCAGCGCCAAGGUCAUGAGGUCACUGUACAAGAGGCUGAACGGGGACGGUGGUCGCGAUGACGACACGCAGAGUAUGCCGGACGUCCGCAGCUACAUGUACAACGUGAACGAGGACGACCACGGCGACGGCGAGGCUCAACGCUACAAAGUGAUGAGAAAGAGUAAACGAUUGCUGUCAGUUCAUCCUCUGGACUUUGACUCAGAAGAAUACUUCACCCAUUCACGACGAGCAUCUGUGCAGCAGAUGCAGGAGGAUCGAUUUUACAGGAACGACGUUGAGAACUUCGACUCGUUCAACCAGCGCAGAGACCGGAGGAAGAGUCUGGACCGGUACCACAUGAGACCCGAUGAUGUGGAGAACCGGAUGGUUCGGACUCGUUCACUGUCUAAGAUCAGCUCGUCGGUUGCUCGGCAACAGUACGUAGACACCUCUGACGAGGACGAGUACCAGAGGAACCCCCUCCCCCUGUACCAACAGCCCCCCCACCGCCGCUGGAACAGCAAGGCCUCGUCUCAGGAGAACCUGGGACAAGCUCCGCCCAUCAACGAGCUGAACAAACGCAUGUCGGCCAUCGAGAGUCUGCUGAGUCGUCUGGAGGAGAAGAUGACGCCCGGAGACGAGACGCCGUCUGGUCCCAACGAGGAGGAGAAGCUGAGGAGGAAGUUGAGCGAGUUGGCAGGAAACCUGAGCGACAAGGUUCUGUCGUCGGACGACGAGUCGGCGAAGAAGAGCGCGUCUGUGGGUCGCGGUGCGGUCGGCGUCAGAUCUGUGAAGGUCAAAGAACUGAGCUCGUCCAGCGACGAGGUCCCGACCCAGGCUCAGAAGAGAUCGACUGCCGCCGCCCUCUGUGACCUCACCACCGAGGUGCUGAGAACCAUUAACGCCACAGAAAACGCGAUGGUCGAGUUCGGCCUAUCAGAGGCGAGCGACAGGUCCCACUUAGUAGUGACUGACGUAAAGCAGGCAGAUGAUGCAUUCAGGGAACUUGAGGAAAAUGUUUACAUCGCCGCUGGUCAGUCGUACGAACUGGAGACGAAACUUCGUAAACUGGAGCAAAACGCCAAAAACCGUUUUGGAGGAACAACGGACUCGGAGCUGUCGGAGCUGGAGGACGUGGUGGCGCUGACCGCCGCCCGGGUCCAGAGCGCCGAGAGCGAGGUCUCGGACAUCGAGAGUAAAAUCGCAGCGCUGAGCGUCGCCGGCUCCAAGAAGAAGGUUCCUGGUUCUCAUCAGAGGAAAAAGUCGACUCAGGAUCUGCCAAAAACUAAUGGAGCUCAGUGGAGAACCAACAACAUGUUCUGAGCACGAGAAACAGAGAACUGAAGGACCAGAGACACUGAGAACCAAAGAACCUUAUAACUAUAGAACCAGAGAACUAUAUAACAUUAUAUCUAUAGAACUAGAGACACUGAGAACCUUAAAACUAUCGAACCAGAAAACCAGAGAACCUUAUACUAUAGAACCAGAGAACCAAAUAACUAUAGAACCAGAGAACUAUAAAAAAUUAUAUCUAUAGAACCAGAGACACUGAGAACCUUAUAACUAUAGAACCAGACAACCUUAUAACUUUAGAACCAGAGAACCAAAGACCUAAAGAACCAAAGACACUGAGAACCUUAUAACUAUAGAACCAGAAAACCAGAGAUCCUUAUACUAUCGAACCAGAGAACCAAAUAACUAUAGAACCAGAGAACUAUAAAACAUUAUAUCUAUAGAACCAGAGACACUGAGAACCUUAUACUAUAGAACCAGACAACCUUAUAACUUUAGAACCAGAGAACCAAAGACCUAAAGAACCAAAGACACUGAGAACCUUAUAACUAUAGAACCAGAAAACCAGAGAUCCUUAUACUAUCGAACCAGAGAACCAAAUAACUAUAGAACCAGAGAACUAUAAAACAUUAUAUCUAUAGAACCAGAGACACUGAGAACCUUAUACUAUAGAACCAGACAACCUUAUAACUUUAGAACCAGAGAACCAAAGACCUAAAGAACCAAAGACACUGAGAACCUUAUAACUAUAGAACCAGAAAACCAGAGAUCCUUAUACUAUCGAACCAGAGAACCAAAUAACUAUAGAACCAGAGAACUAUAAAACAUUAUAUCUAUAGAACCAGAGACACUGAGAACCUUAUACUAUAGAACCAGAAAACCAGAGAAACUUAUACUA